Anneissia japonica is the source of this 6598-nucleotide messenger RNA. Its product is annotated as zinc finger protein Helios-like. Gene Ontology annotation, biological process: regulation of transcription by RNA polymerase II. The coding region runs from base 303 to 1874 and encodes 523 amino acids. The record is from RefSeq and is a predicted model, not a curated record. Gene Ontology annotation, molecular function: DNA-binding transcription factor activity; RNA polymerase II cis-regulatory region sequence-specific DNA binding. Lineage: Eukaryota; Metazoa; Echinodermata; Crinoidea; Comatulida; Comatulidae. The transcript is spliced from 6 exons.
UUUAUUUGUUUUAUAGCAUAAAUAAUCAUUUUAUAUUUUAAACACGUUCAGAUGUUGCUGAUUAUUUGUUUAAUAAUGUUUUAUACUGAAGUCCGCUAUAUCUGAAUUAUCCCUGAAUCUGGCAAUUCCAUUUUUUGUUAUGAGGAAAAUGGCUGUUUUUUAGUGAUGGAAUGCUUCAUAUGAGUGUGCUCAGAGAAUGGAAGUGUUUGCAAUGUCCACAGCAAGUACGUGGGGCUGACCAUUCCUAACAAGAUCUUCCGAAAAUUGGGACAAGAUAUAAUAUUCCCAACAGAGCUGAAGUGAUGGAGAUGGAUGCUUCCGACGUAGUCGUAGUGAACGUUGAGGAAGAGGAUGAAGAUACAAAGAAAACAUCGCUGAGCAGUGCUUCAUCACCACGGUCCAGCCAAGCAGAUGAUGCAACUGUGCAGGAUAGCGCACUCGCAGGAAACGGUGGCCAGGCGCUCUUUCAUUGUACGCAGUGCGACUUCUCUUGCAACAACGCCCACAUGUUGAACCAACACCUAAGAAUGCACGCAGGGGACCGCCCACACAAAUGUCAUGUGUGUGGGUUUGCUUUUUCACAAAAAGGUAAUUUGACGAGGCACAUAAAAACUCACUCGGAAGAAAAACCAUACAAGUGUCACUUAUGUCCCUAUGGGGCUCGACGACGUGAUGCGUUAAUGGCUCACGUACAGACUCAUUCUAGUGACAAAACGCAUAUUUGCAUAUGGUGCGGUUUGGCAUACAAGCAGAAAGCAUCAUUGCGAGACCACAUGAAGAAGUGUCCCUCUAGAGACCAGAUGGCCUCGCCCCUUUCCCUACAAACUGAACCCACAAUGCCGCCAAUUUACUACGACGAAACUCAUCUAGAUCGAAAUAACACCCACUAUGUGGGGUACCGAAUCCCAGACCAGCAUGUGAUCAAUGACGUUGAUCAUCUUACAAACUCAGAACGUGAGCACUCAAAAAGGAAAAGCUCCACCCCGGUUCGUAACCCCGAUGCUGCCAAGAUGUUUAAAAUGGAGGAAGAUGUACAUACGGAGGAGAAACACCACCCAGAAAAUGGGACCAGUAACGAGAAGGAUGCCCAGCCAGACAGUAACUCACAAAAGGGUCUAGAAAGUGCUCUUAGUAACGUCAUGCAGAUGUAUGGCCACAGUCCGGAAAGUGUGAGUCCGGCCCAUAAAGUGUUGUCUUCGCUGUCAGCAGCUUACACACCCGCGAUCACGUCUAUAUUCUCCCAAGCUGGCCAGGAUAAUCAUGUGACAUCUCUCCACCACAAUGAAGUUGAGCGCCGCUUUAACGAUCGCGAAGCACCACCGAAGGAGGUAAACACUCGAACAAUUGAUUUAAAUAGGACUCGAGAUUUCAUGUCUCGUGGGCCUAUCUCGCUGACCCAGCACCGCAGUGUUCGUGAAGUUCAUGAUACACACAGCGAUAUUAGUGAUAUGGAUAAUGGAAGUCUGCAUAGCGAAAUGGAAUCCUCACAUUCUCUGCCCCUGCCACAGUCAGCUAUACAUCAUGAACGUAUCCGCGUAAGCAGACUACGUAAUUCCGAGAAACAUGACAAAGAACCUCACAGCAUAAUAUUAUCACCCUCUACUGAACUAACGGUGCCGCAAAGAAGAGAGGUUCGCCAUGAAUCGAUCUCCGAAGACUGUUCACGUCUUUGCACCAAAUGUAAUGAGGAUCUUAACAUCUCUACAAGUUUCAAAUGCGUUCAUUGCCAGAUCAUUUUCCUUGAUCAUGUGAUGUAUACCAUACACAUGGGUUGCCAUGGUUUCCGGGAACCCUUUGAGUGCAAUAUAUGUGGCUACAAGUGUAAGGACAGAUAUGAGUUUGCCUCACAUUUGGCAAGAGGAAAGCAUUUUUGAUGUCUGCAAAUUAUAGAGGCUAUAAGUAGCGUAUUUUCCAAAGAUGUUUAAAAUAUGUAUCUAACCAUAUAUAUAAAUAUGUAUGUAUAUUUAUCUGUCUAUCUUUAUAUUAUAUAUAAAGAAUAUGAUUAUAUAAUAUACAUGUAUAUUGUACAAUUAUAUAUACAUGUGUAUGUGUAUAUUUAAAUUAAUACAUACUUAAAUGGAGUAUGUAUAGUAUAUAAAUAUGUAUGCCUAGAGUGUAUGUGCACCUGGCAUAUAUAUGAUAUAUGUUUAUAUAUACAUGCAUAUGCAUGGUAAGACAGUGCUUAGCAGAGGAUCUUAUUUCAUGUGUAGUUGAUCUGGCAUGUCUGUAUAUAUGUUGAUGCAGAUUUAGUUUUCUAUUGUGCAAAAAAGGAGUUUGCAGAUAUAACAAAUUUGAUAUAGUAAAAAAGGAUUUUGCUCUAAGAUCAGCAGGGGAAGGAGGCAUUAAUACUGGAAGAGUACCAGUAUUAACAUUUCUUUUUCAAACGUUUAGCUGCAGGAUGUAUCAAAGUGUAAACAACGUGUAGUACAUGUGGAAGAUUUAAGAGAUGCCUUUGGUCAUCUGUGUACAAUGGUGAUAUCGCAGAUGUUCUAGUAGGUGUCACAUAUAUUCUGAUGUCACAGGUGUUGUAGUGAUGUCAUAGGUAUUCUUGUGAUGUCACAGGUGUUCACUGGAUAUUCCAGAUGUUCUAGUGAUGUCACAGAUAUUCUUGUAAUAUUGGUGAUAUCACAGGUGUUCAAGUGAUAUCACAGGUGGUUAAGUGAUACCACAGGUGGUAUGCGCUUUCUCAGGGUUCUUGUUUGGGCAUAUAAGUUAUUAAAAUUAAUAGUCCAUUGCUGUUUCUUUUUGCCUACCUAUAUAAAGGUCUUUCCUCACAUCACAAAUCCUUAUUAGCUCUUCAUGCUUGCAUCCCACCUUGAUCAGUAAUUAAACUGAAGACAAUGCAUUCUAUUUGAAUAAAUAUGCUAAUGAGGAUGAGUGAUUAUGCAAAUGAAGUAUAUUGACAACUGGAGACUGACCUCAAAACUUCGGCCCUCAAAAUCCAUCCUGCAAAUUUAUUUAAGAAUAUGCCUUAUGAUAGCCAAAGACCCGUUAAAAGUGUUAACAAGUGUACAGUAUAUAUAUAGAUAUACAAAUUUAUAUAUAUAAAUAUAUCAGAUGAAGAUAAUAAAGCACUAUGAUUUAUUGAUAGGGAACGUGAGGUUGCACUGUGCAAGAUUAAAGCGCUUAAUGCAUUUUGUGACAACCUUUCUUUUGUCAUUUUUACCCAUCGCCGUUCCAUUUUGGUGAGAUCAGAUUAUUAUAGGAAAUCCUAUUAUAUAGGCUACGUACGGGUUGUAUACAUGUUGGAUACGUGUGUGUGCGUGUGAAAUUUGGGCAGAAGUAGUAGCCCUGGAUGGAUGUAGAUAUACUAAUUGCGUGUGCGAUGGAAGUUUAAUAUUGUGAUUUUGUGUAUUUUAUGAGAAAAACAAAUUUGAACGUGUUUAAAUGUCUGCAUCUAUUGACUGUCAAAAAAAAAAUGGAAUCUGUGUUCACAAUAGCUACACACAAAGCUUUCAGUGUGUAAGUGUCAUUCCAAAUAGCUCCCUCAAUUGUAUUAUCUGUCAUUAUUUGCAUCACAGAUCUUUGGAUGGAAUUUAUAUACAGUAAAUCAAAAUUGAAUUUGAAAAACCCUGAGAAAAUGUACCAUGUAAUGCUUAAAUGGAGUAUAUAUUUAUCAUCACAGUUUCCUUAGCACUAUAAGGAAUGUAUUAAAGUGAUGUUUGUAAAAUGAAACGUGUAUGAUAUUCAAAUUGUCUCCAAAUAAGUCACCCUAAGGAGAUUGUCACCAAGUGUUUGAAUAUAUAUGUCACCAAGUAUUUGAAUAUAUACUUAAAAGGGAAUGUGAUUGUAAGGAAAAGUCAUUGAUGGAAUAUUAGUAGAAAGUACUAUUGAAUUUCCACCAAUAAUGUACCCAAUGUGUCGAUGUGAUUGUCCCACCUUGUCCAAUGUAAAUGAAAACAUGUACGACUCUAAAAAGCAAGUACUAAUUAGUGAGAUAAAAAUCACAAUCUUAUUUCCUUGAUGCUUAACAGUGAUGUGGACUAAUUCGUAUUUAAUGAUAUUUGGCAAUCAGCAAAGGAGCUGAUUUAUUUAUUGAAUUCCCAGCUGUGCCUUGUACCUCCAUAUUUUCUCCAUCUACGCAUGGAUUAGUGUAACUACUACUGCUACCGCCACUUAUCCCACCAUCUAUACUGCUACUACUCUGUUGCCACUACCAUCACCACCAUCUUCACUACCACCACCAUGUUUACCACCACCAACUUCACUGCCACUAUAGUAAAUUCUAUAUGGCCACAACCAUGACCACCAGGUUUUUCACCACACACCCACUGUUAUUACUACAACUAUUAUUAAUACUUCGACAUUUUAAUACUUUCCAACAUGUUUUUCUGUCACAUACCACUCUAUCCCUGCCUCUUUUCCAUCUAUUUUCCCCCUCCCCUCUCUUUUCACUUUUUUGCCCUUUCUUGCCUCUCUUCUAUCUGUUUCCUUUGUCUCUUGCCUGUUUCUUCUCUUCCAUUUGACUUUUUCUCCUCUCUCUUUCCCCUCUCUCAUCCAUCUUUUCCCCUCCUGCCUCUUUUUUGGUUACAGCAGUAGUAUUUCCCAUGUAUACAUGGAUAAAAAUGCAACCACUUUGCUUAUAUCAACUCAUAUGCAAUUUUCCACUCAGUUAAAGGUGUGUCAGAUAAGAGAUUAAGUAAAUUGUAAUGAGCAAGUAAAAUAGUAUUAUCAGUAAUAAUUGAAAAUAUGCAUGUAAAUGUAUAUAUUUCAUUUGUAUGUUGCAAACAAAAAUUUUACGUUUAAGGAACAUAUUUAUUUUGAACCUUUAUAUUUUUAAUUAGUUGGGUGUCAAGGCAACAGAGAUCUAAUUAAGUCAUGGCGAUUUUUUUUUUUUUUUGCAAUUAGUUGCCAUGCUAUUCCAAAUUUUCAACCUAAUUAUUAUACAGUUUAAUAGAAAUAUUUAUAUUGUAUUAUCUCAUGCAUAGAUACCCAGUAAAAAUAUGAUUGGUUCUUUUGUCAUUUGCUUGCUGUGAAAUGAAUAGAAAAAAUAUAUAUAUUUUAUGUAUUUUUGAUAAUGAUUUGAAAUGUGAAAACAUUUUUGUAGUGAUCAUGGUUCACGAUUUUUUAAUGAAAUUAAUUGCAAUUGAGGUUGAAGUAGUUAAUGUUUGCACAGUACUCCCAUUUCAAUUUUAUGAGUAUUUUUUUCUGAAUUUUCUUUAAUUCUGUUUGUGAUAUCUUUGAUGUGUGUAGAAUUAAUUAUUUGUGUUCAAAACACAUUUCUGCUUACUGUUUUAAUGGUGUUAAUUUGUUCUAGAUUCUACCAGUUUUGUGAGCGUGUGCAAUUCGGGUCAUUCUUUUUAUUGUGUAAUUUAGAUUGCUUGAUUCUCAUCUUCUGAAAGCCUUGCAGAUAAAUUAUGCACCUAUUAAUGAUAACCUAUAUAUAUAUUUAUUAAUGCUCAAUAAUUGGCCGAGAAAUUUUGCCUUUUCUCAUUAAAUGGUUAAAUAUUUUUUAAAAUUUAAUAAAUUUAAGCAUUAUAAUAAUAUGCCUUUUACCUAAUCACAGGCAUUUAAUGCCUUUUUAUGUUUACAGAAAAAUUUUAAUUGUAAUAAUAUUUGAAUUGAUGAUAGAUAAUUAAUUUAAUGCUCCCAAAUGUAUGGCUGAUUUUGGUAAACUUUUACCUCAAAAUCGAAGCCAUCUAUUGGUUAUAUGCAAAUUAAAGUUGUAACUUUCUGUCUUACUGUUUUUACAACAGUGAAAAAUAGUUGCAACUAAUUAUAGAAUAUAGAGGGCGCAAUUUAUUAUACACUGGUAUUGUUACCACUUAUACAUCUGUAUUUAAUUUUUAUGGAUAAGAAUUAGACAGUACUUGUUUUGGGUUCCAUCAUUUAUGGCACUCUGGCUUCAUGUGCUGUGAAAGUAAAUGAAUUUAUUGAAGAAUGGAUUAAUAAUUUGUUAGCCAACUCAGAUUUGCCUUGAUAUUUAUGGAACACAGUAUAAUCAAUGUAAAGUAUUAUAGUACCAUCGUACACAAGCUAUCAUAUUCACAACCAUCAGCAUUUUCAUUCAUUAGACAUCGAUAACUUCAUCAUGGUUAUCAUUUUAACAUUCACCAUUUAAUUUACAGUAGUACCACCAUAAUCCAACACAAUCAAAUUAUCUGUUGAUGUUCACUAUCUUUCACCUUUUUAAAUCAUUUGAUGGUCCUAAAAUUAUUACCUUGAGAAACUUUUCCUUCCUUGCUUCUGUUUUACCCUUUAGUUUUUAAGCUUCGAGGGAUGUUGUCGUCGUUGAUGUUUUAUUUGCUUGUAAUUUUAAAAAUUUGGCAGUUUCUUUGAUAAUGAAUAUACAAUGUAGAAAAUGUUGUACGCUUUGUAAAUGUCUAUGUUACUUGUUUGCAGUCAUCUCGGCAUCUUUUAUUUAAACGAAGAAUGCAUGUAGAUAACCAAUUAAGAGAGUGCACACCUUGAGUAAGUAGAUAAUGACUAACAAGUAUUGUUAAUUAGGGUGAAGACUGUAAGCUACCUUUUUUGAUUGGCAGGACCAAGGGGGAAUGUUAAGUGAUUGUGACACCAUUAGCUGGUCACCCUCACCCUGGAUUCCUUUUCUUGUGCCUUUUUAAGUUCUGAAAAUAAAUGAUGACUUUGCCAAGCUAAA